GAAACCACACUGAAAAAAUUCAAUGAGGAGAUUCUUCUUCACAGUCAGCAAAGACAUCCUAACAUUGUCCAGUUAAUUGGUGUCUAUUAUCCUCCUCGUUCAAAAGUACCAAUGUUAGUAAUGGAGUAUCUUCCUUUCACUCUUAGAGAGUCACUGGAACACCAUAAACUGCCACUUCAAAUGAAGUAUUCCAUUCUCUCCGAUGUUGCUAAAGGUUUAUGCUAUCUUCAUGGUAAACGUCCUGCUAUCGUACAUCGUGACCUCACUGCUAAUAACGUGUUAUUAACACCGCUAUACUCGGCUAAGAUAUCAGAUCUUGGAGUAUCAAGAUUAAUUGAUAAAUUCAAAUCUCAUCAGCAGCUCACUCAAGUCCCUGGCAAUGCUAUUGUAAUGCCACCAGAGGCUCUUGCAACUAAACCUGUCUACAAUGAAAAGGUUGACGUGUUCACUUAUGGCUGUCUCAUUCUUCACGUUCUCACUUGUCAAUUCCCUGAACCAACUGAUGCAUUUGUCCAGUACUUUAUGUUCUGGCAGUCGAAGGUAGCUGAGUGGGACAGACGAUCGAAAUAUAUCCAGAAAAUACCAGAAGAUGAGAAAGACUUCCUUCCUUUAGCUAAGCAAUGCCUUCAAGAUAAUCCUAGUACUAGACCAGAUAUGAGUCAAGUGCUUCAAUCUGUGGAAGAGAAAUGUACGAAAAGUAAUGAGACCCUGCUGCAUAUAAUUCGUGAGAAAGAUAAAGCUAAAGAUACUAUGAAAUUGUUAGCCUUAAGUCAUAAAAAGCAAAUUGAGGCAAAGGAAGAUGAGAUUGAUGAGAAAGAAUUGAAAUUGGAGAAAACUAAAAGAGAAAAAGAUUUAUAUAUGAAUCAACUACACGUAUUUAAGUCAAAAUAUAAAGCAGAUAUGGCAGUAAAAGAGGCUGAGAUUGCAACCCAUAUUGCUAAGAAACGAAUAUAUGGAGAUAUAAUAGAGCGACGAAAAUUAGUACAGACAUGGUUGGGAAGAAUUGUGGAGUCGCUAGAAGAAAAAAGUUUUCAAAUUCGUGUGACACGGCCAUUGCUAUUCAAUAGUCUUUUCUUAGUUCCCAUAGCAAUAGUUGCAAUAGCUAUUUUAUUAAUAAUCUUUUUUUCCUUUAUCUAUUUUGGGUUUUGGUUGUAUAUCGUUGCAGUUAGGAAGUUUUUUGAUCUACUGACUCUACUUAUUAAGAACUACGAUUUAAUCAUCUUGUUAAUAUUUUCCUUUGCUGUUUACAAAUGCUUUAAAAUGUUACAUUAG
Molecule: messenger RNA, 1272 nt
Organism: Amphimedon queenslandica
Lineage: Eukaryota; Metazoa; Porifera; Demospongiae; Haplosclerida; Niphatidae
Product: cysteine-rich receptor-like protein kinase 13
Exons: 1
Biological process (GO): signal transduction; protein phosphorylation
Cellular component (GO): cytoplasm
Molecular function (GO): protein kinase activity; ATP binding
Source: RefSeq, a predicted model, not a curated record